AAAUUUACUAUCUGGAAUGGUUGAAUUCUAAUGUUUUAGAACUGUAUCUUGAAAGUUGAAUUAAUGGGUAAUUCAAUUAUGUGGGUGAAAAUUACUAAUCUAAUAUGAAUCAAAUAUUGAUAUUUUGGCAAUACAAUCUGCAUGUUUCAAAUUGAUGCAGAAAAGCUUAUGGCUAUUAUAAAGCAGGUAGCCAAGGAAGGUGCUAUAGUUGUCUAUACCAUAGAUGAUACUUCCAUGGUCCGAGUCUGCCAAGCAGGCUUGCCAAUUAUGGGUCAUACCAUCUACUGAUAUACUGGGGCCAAUUGCAGAAGCAAUUGCUUCUCAUCUUGGUGUCUCACCGUAUGGCCUUCCCCGUGUGUUUCCCCUUUCAGAGGAUUACUUUUGAAGGAUUGAGGCAGUUGAGUUUACAAUCAAGCAGGAUGAUGGGGCACUUCCCCAAAACCUGCACAAGAUUGACAUUAUUCUUGUAGGUGUCCCUCGAACUGGUUAGACACCGUUGUCUAUUUACCUGGCUCAGAAUUGACAAAUGUACCUAUCUCUGUGGUAGUGGACUAGAAUUUGCUUGCAUGAUCCACCAUUGUCUAUUUUGCCUUGCAAAAGACUCUUUUCAGGGUAGAUCCAGAGAAGGUUUUUGGUUUGACCAUAAAUCCUAUUUCCUUGCAAAUGCUUAGGUAUUAGGAAAGCAGGGGCUAAAAGUCCAGGCCUCAGUUAGUAGUCAAGAAGCACCUAUUCUGAGAUGAAUUAUGUGAGAGAUAAAAACUAGAAUUUGCUCACAUGAUCUUUUCACAGAAUCCUGUUCAGCCAGUUUUUGGUAAGAUUAUCUAAUAUUAUCGUGAUAACUUUGCUUUGUUAGUUUGUUUCUACUUUCUUCUCUAACUCCUCUUAUUCUUCAAAAGAUGGUCUCUAGGUCCUAUUAUCAGAUCAUGGCAGACUCUCUUCUCUUGGCUUUGUAAAAGGCUAAAGCAAAAGGCUUUACUAAAUACCAUCAUCAAGUUGGCAUGGUGUGCCACUAUUCACCACAUCUGGAAGGAAAGAAACAACAGGCUUCAUAACAGAUUUUUUAGAUCUGAACUGUCAAUAUUGGAGAUGAUUUGUGCAGAUGUUAGAGAUCGGGUACUGAGUUUUGGAAAGCCUAGAAUGUCUCCUAUGCCACAUAAUAUAGCAGCAAUUUGGGUACUAGAAAUCCUUUGUACAGACAGAUUUGAUAGUUAGUUACAUUGUUCUUUCAUUUCUUUUGAUUGAUUCAUUCAUUGUAUCCACAGAACCCAGUAGCAACCUUUUGUGUGUUGCUUUGUAUCAUUGAGUUUUAGGUAAUAAAUUUACAUUUUACCC
Rubroshorea leprosula is the source of this 1332-nucleotide messenger RNA. NCBI's taxonomy places the organism in Eukaryota, Viridiplantae, Streptophyta, Magnoliopsida, Malvales, Dipterocarpaceae. The record is from the annotation of a GenBank genome assembly.